AUGUGGACUCUAGCCUCUCUCCAGUGGACUUCUUCUUCUUCACUUGCUCGCAACCCGACUCUUCAUGCCUUUUCAAGAUUUGAUUCAGUUGGAACCCUCAAGCAAACACAUGAAGAUGAUGGCAUCAGAGGCAAUGAUCACGAGGAUUCCAUCUCUUAUAUCAAGCGAUUGUUAAGAACCAUGGAUGAUGGACGGAUUACCAUCUCAGCAUACGACACAGCAUGGAUUGCACUUAUUGAAGAUGUUAAUGGAAGUGAUAAUCCUCAAUUUCCAUCAAGCCUCCAAUGGAUUAUAGACAACCAACUUCCGGAUGGCUCAUGGGGUGAAGCCCAUUUUUGUCCAUAUGAUAGGUUACUCAACACACUGGCUUGUGUAAUUGCUUUGAAAUCAUGGACGACUCAUGAGGACAAGAUUGCUGAAGGAAUUGCAAUCAUCAAGACACUAUUGGAUAUGUGUAAGCUCCAAAAUGUGGAGAGCAUGAUUUGUGGGUUUGAAGUUAUAUUUCCUGCCCUUCUCGAGCGAGCCCGAAAUUUGGGCAUUGAAAUUCCCUCAGAUACGCCAUUCGUGAAAGAAAUAUGUGCAGCAAGAGAUCUCAAGCUUGAAAGGAUACCGAAAGAUUUGAUGCAUGCACUUCCAACUUCCCUACUUUAUAGCUUGGAAGGAUUUUCAGAUUUAAACUGGGACAAGGUGCUGAAGCUAAAAUGUCAUAACGGGUCAUUCUUGACAUCUCCAGCCUCCACUGCUUUUGCAUUCAUAGAGACCAAAGAUGAGCAGUGUCUCAAUUUUAUUACGGAAGUCACUCAAAAUUUCAAUGGAGGAGCACCGCCAUGUUAUCCAGUAGACCUAUAUGCCCGACUAUUUGCAGUGGAUCGGCUGAAACGACUAGGAAUUUCUCGUUAUUUCAUGUCAGAGAUCGAUGAAUGCUUAAAUCACGUUUAUAGAUGUUGGACUGAAGAUGGAAUUUUCAGUGGGAGGGGCACAAAUUUUAGCGAUAUUGAUGACACAUCCAUGGGUUUCAGACUCCUUAGACUACAUGGAUAUGACAUGAGCCCUGAGGUGUUCAAGAACUUCAAAAAGGAUGACAAGUUUUCUUGUUAUCCUGGUCAAAUGAUAGAGGCAGCAACCCCAAUAUUCAACUUUUAUAGGGCUUCUCAGGUUCUUUUUCCAGGAGAAAAGAUUCUUGGAGAGGCUAGAGAGUUUGCCUACAACUUUUUACAAAAUUGGCUUGCUUGCGGUAAUUAUCUAGAUAAAUGGAUAAUUGCCAAAGAUAUUCCGAGCGAGGUAAGAUAUGCAUUGGAAGUGCCAUGGUAUGCCAGCUUACCUCGCAUUGAGACUAGGUUCUAUGUGGAACAAUAUGGUGGUGCAGAUGAUGUAUGGAUCGCUAAAACACUAUACAGGAUGCCUGAAAUCAGCAAUAAUGUAUAUCUUGAACUGGCAAAAGGAGAUUACAACAAAUGCCAGCUUCAGCACCUCAAUCAAUGGACUGAUAUUCAACAGUGGUACAAGAAAUGCAAUCUUGUCGAUCAUGGGAUAAGCAUACAAUUCCUUAAGCAUGCUUUUUUUGUUGCUAUGGCGAGCAUAUUUGAGCCAGAAAGAUCGAAGGAGCGAAUAGCAUGGACAAAAUCGUUAAUUUUUUGUGAGAUGAUCAAAUUUUAUUUCAAUGCCACAUCUUUCGACAAAAAGAAAAUGUUUUUAAUGGGAUUUAAAAGCCAUACUCGAGGCACAAUGACAGGAUGCAGAUCUGAGGUAGAUCAACGACUUCUAAGCAAUUUGCUAGAGUUUCUGCACCAGCUGUCCACAGAUACAGCACAAGAGCUAGGGAAAGACAUCAGACAACAAUUAUUUGAAGCUUGGGAAAGUUGGUUGAUGACAAACACUGAGAAGUUUCAGUGGGGAGAGGAAGCAGAACUCCUUGUGCGCACAAUAAAUCUUUGUGCUGGUCGUAUUACUUCAGAUCACACAGCAGCCCAGCUGGAGCAUUACCGGUUGUCUAAACUCAUCAACAAAAUUUGCCACCAACUUCAUGAAUCAAAGAGCAGAAAGGCAAUUGAUGCUGAAAAUAGCAACGGUAGCUUCAAAAGACUAGAGGUAGAAGAAGAUAUGCAAGCACUUGUUCAAUUAGUACUUCAAAACUCGGCAAUAGGCAAUCCGUCUGAUAUCAAGCAAACAUUUCUGGCUGUGGCAAAGACUUUCUUUUACAAAACGUAUUGUGAUAAGGAUACUAUUGAUUUCCAUAUUUCUAAAAAUUUGAGUGUAGAUGUUGAUUUAUCUAGUUUAGACCCUCUAAAUGAGGACAUUGUGAGGAAUUUAACUUGUUUAGAGGUAUCUAGUACUUCAUGGGUGAGUAGGAGUCAUAAUAAAGAUCCUCCAGACUUUAUUGUGUCAUUUCUAAUGGCGGAUUUGUUAGACAGUUUUGGACCUGGUAAAGAAAUGCAGUCGUUUUUGUGUCCCUCUUUGGUGGAGGGCGAUGUGGCCUCCUCUGGGCCUGUUGUUGAGGCCCAAGACACAAUUGUUCGGGGAGGGUCGAACUUUCAACCCAGGGGGGCUCGAUUCCCAGAUUAUGAAAGGGUAUCUUUUGUAGUUUGGAUGACAAGCAAGAUUGCUCAUUGUCUACACUCUUGCAGGAGUGAGUUUAGCUCCCUGAAGGAAAUGAUCAAUCAUGAAUCAAGUAAUUCCAGUAAUUCUUGA
Molecule: messenger RNA, 2688 nt
Organism: Coffea eugenioides
Lineage: Eukaryota; Viridiplantae; Streptophyta; Magnoliopsida; Gentianales; Rubiaceae
Product: copal-8-ol diphosphate hydratase, chloroplastic-like
Exons: 16
Coding region: 1-2688 (895 amino acids)
Biological process (GO): gibberellin biosynthetic process
Cellular component (GO): chloroplast
Molecular function (GO): terpene synthase activity; magnesium ion binding
Source: RefSeq, a predicted model, not a curated record